Messenger RNA from Lymnaea stagnalis (great pond snail), 14108 nucleotides. The record is from the annotation of a GenBank genome assembly. Lineage: Eukaryota; Metazoa; Mollusca; Gastropoda; Lymnaeidae.
CCCUGACCCUACUUCAUAAUAAUAUCAAUAGUUAACUUGUUAAAAAAGGAACACAGCUGACACAACAGAAGGCAAAGUCCUUUGCCUAGCUACGUUACUCAUAUUCAUUGGUUACUCACACUUAAGAUUACAUCUUGAGCUGAAUAAAUAAAUUCAAGACGUAUGUAUCUUUUGAAGGGAACUGUUAUUGACCAAUACUUAUUGACUUAGACGACUAAAGUCUUAGUCUACUGUAGUUGUAGUAGGACUGUAGACUGUAGUAGUAGUAGUACUAGUAGUAGGUUAGUAGUAGUAGUAACUUAGACAGUAGUAAUAGUAAGUUUUAAAGUUAACGAAACAUGUCAGUGUGAGUGUCGCAGUAUUAAUUAUUUAAUUAAUAUUAAUAACUUACUUAAUUUAACUUAAACUUAUGCCAACUUAUAAUUAUAUGCUAUCCUUAGCUACUUGACUUUGACUUAAGUUUUUUUUUUUAAAUGAAAAUUUCUAAAAAUGAUCAAAAUAGAAUAAUAGUUGUACAGUACCCUACUCAGUAUAAUCUGAGUAUAAUAAUAGAACUUUAAAACAACAAUGAAACCAACAUUAAUAUCAACUUGCUAUACUAUCAUCAGUUUUUGAUUUUGAGCUACAAAUUUAUCAAAGUCAAAGUGCAGCUCUUUUAUCCCUUUUUAACAUAGUGUCCAUACUGCCAUAGUCAUAGGCUGUAUCUCCACAUUCUGUGACCCAGUUAUCUUAUUAUGCUGUUUUCAUCAUAAUAUUAACAUGGGCUAUUUAAAUUUGAUUCUUAUUUACUUAUUUUUAUGAUAAUUUUAUAUGACUUUUAUUCUCAGGACUAAUGCUAUAAUAUAUUUUAAAAGUUAUAAUUUUGUAAAGUACUUUUAAAAAUAUUUAGCAGUUAUAAAUGAAUUCUAACCUAUCAUUGAUCAACUGUAUCUAACUAUGGACUAUUAAAGUAUUUAUAUUAUGUAUUUUUUUGCUGGGAUGAUGGAAGGCCUGGAAUUAUUCUUCUACGAUUAUAAGCUGGUUCCCAACAGCAAAUCGCCUCUCUCCACACCUCUGGAUAACCCAAGGGAACAUAAUGUGGAUGGUACAGCUUGACACCAGGAGUUGUCGGAAUGUUUCAUUAUACCAAUGUUAUCCUCCUACGGUACUCCAUCUCUGUCCGAGUUUGAAUUCAGAGUUUCCUUCUCUUAGAUGAGUUGCCAUCCAAGGUUAACGAGUCCCAUCCACCCGGGGUGCUGGUGGUUGUUUUUGCUUGACUGGCCUUUGGCGGGCAUUGACCUCCAUACCACCAACUUGAUAUUUGCUCAGUUUAGACCACUCAGCUACCCAGCACCCGAUUAUGUGUUAUCAUUAAAUUUAAAAAUAUACUAUAAGGCUUUUCUGUUUACCAAGUCUACAGCAUCCAUAAAUUAUUACACUUAUACUGGUAUAUUGUCCAAAGAAAGCAAUGCGACCCCCUAAAAAGAUACUGGUUAGGGACAACUAAUUUUGAAAUUUUCACUUUUCUACAUGACUAAUUAAUUAAAGCUUUCCCUGACCAAUGAUUCAAUAGUGUUUGCACACAGCAAACACUUAAUAUAGAUACUCUGAGAGAGAAAAUUACUGUUUUACCAAAUUUCUGUUUCACAAAAUUUACUUUCUAUCAAACUUCCAUUGGAACAAAUUUCCUUUCGACCAAAAUUCCUUUCGACCAAACUAGAGUUGACUAAAAAAAUUCUUUCCAAAAAAUUUGUGGAUACCAUAGUAUAGCUUUAGCCAUAUGCAAGUAGCUCUGAAUUGCUUCUCAUGACAUGACAAAUUAUGAUAAUUUAUAUUAUGGACUCUACAGGGUUUUUAAACAUUAAAUUAAAAUAGUCUCGUUUAAAUGCCUUCUAAAUUCAUUCUUAGGCACAAGGUAGCAAAUAUUUUGAUGUACAGGUAUAUAUUAGUAAUAAUUUAAUAUUUCAUAAGUAUUAGCAUCCUCUUAAAGUCUUUAAGGGCAAUCCAAUAUUAAAGUUGAUUGAAAGUGCAAAACUGCUGCAUAUGAAUGUAGGCCAAGAUGUCCUGUAAUAUAAGAGGCCAGAAAUGUAACUCAAUUGUGGGUAUAUAAGACUCUGUAUUAAUCAAAUUAUAAUGACAUGAAAAAUUUAAAAAGUUGGAAAUAUCUUCACCAACACCGUACACCUAUUUCCGAUUCAAAUUUAGUAGUUAGUCUCCUAUGUGUUACUGAAGUGCCUACUUAAAGUUAUUAUUAGUAAUUAUACUAGACUUACUAUUUAUUUGGUAGUUAGAAUACACCAUAGUACUAAUAGUAUUAUUUUAGGACAAACUAAAAGAUUACAUAAACUUAAAUAAGUUUAAGUUUACUGGACUUCUCUGUUCAUUAAAACUUAAUUAUUAACUAAGUCUCUUUACUCUUAGUGCUAAGGCCCUACUGCUUUAAGUUGCACCUAUGCUAAUGAACAUGGUACUAAUGCACCUAGUUAAUAUUUUAUUUUUAAUAGGUGCAAAACUGAAUUAAAAUUUUUAAAAUUAAAUUAAGCCUGUUAUAAUAUUAGUAUAGUAUUCUGAUUAAUAGGCCCGACUCAUAUCUAUCGUAUCUUUCUCAGUCUCUGUGUAUAAAGAAAGACCCAAACACAGAGGCUAAAAAAAAUACAUUGUGAUCUGGAAAGUUUUUCUAUUUCAAAGAAUUAUUUUUUCUUGUUUUGUAUUGUGUCCUGUAGAAGGCAUUUAGCCAAAAUGCCCUUUUAAUUAUUCUGUCUUUUUUUCAAGUGUAAACAUAUCUUGUUCCACUAUUUAUUUACUCCUCAUGGCUUGAACGUGUACUCCAUAUAUUAUCUUGGGGAAGAGGUCAACCCUGAGUAAAAACUUCACAAUAAAUUGAAGUUGUAACUAAUGGCCAACUGGAUGGGUGAUUUUAAAAAGAGUGUUUUCUGUGUUAAAAAAAAAUAUCUGUUAUAUUACAGUGCCAUACAGUUUUAAGUUAAUGUUGCUUUGAAAAUCCAUUAUUAUGUUUUAAAAUCUGUUGCUGUGUUUCCUAACCAAAGUAAGUCUGUUUUGUCACGUCUAACAGCAUGAUUGUCAAGUUGUGGUAAAUAGAUUCAGAAUUCAAUAAUACUUUUUACAAGAAAUAACUAGUCACAAAAAUGGGUAUGUUCAUUCCACUUGAAAACUUGUCAUUUUAAAUAUGAUUUUACUAAUUGGUGGGUGUUCUUGAAAUUAUUUGUAUUUGCAAUUUAAGGUUGUUUUCUUUUUCUUUUAUAGUUGUUCAUGAGGAAAACAUUGCAUUAUUCUAUUUUCAACUCAAAAGAAAGAGAUUGUGUCUGAACACAAUGGUGCUGAUGGGUUUGAGAAGUUUCUUAUUUACUUUGUUGCUUUUCAUUAUUUCAACAACUUUAUCUAGGUAAGUAAUCCAAGUGACUCUUUAAAAAAAAAUCUUAUGGACAUUAUAUUUCAUUUCAUUUUGCAAAUAUGUUGACACUUAGAAUAUUAUCACUAAUACCUUAUAAAUGCAAUAUUAUAGUAUUAAAUGCUGGAUUCACCUGAAAUACUUUUUAAAAAAAACAGUGUUUGCUGUAAUGAAGUUAGACAAAUAAUGUGGUUUUAUUUAUAUACUCCAAAUGUUCUUAUGCAUCAACGCCCCCUGAAACAGCUUUAGAACAACUCCUUUGCAGUUAAGUGCUGACAAUACCCACUUUCUGAAUCAUAUAUUAUUGUGUGUUUAAAAAUCAGGGCCAUGUGGUGCACACGGCUGAAGCGGGUGACACAUGUGGAAUCUUAUGUUGUAUUGGCUCAAUGCAGUCAUGCAUACAAAGCAAAAUGUGGCUGGUUUACAAGUAAAGAGUGCACUUAUUAUGAGUAGGUUUCUAUUUUUCCUCUUAUUUUUUGCAAGUACAUGAAACAGCAAUUUUUAGUGAAAAAUGUGAUCUCCAUCACUGUAAAAAUAUUUUUAGUCAGAUAAUAAUUCACAGGUGUAACUGUUCCCUUACUAAUUGUAUCAAAUUUUCAAUUUUAAUACUCCUUUAGUCCAAACUUAUUAAACAUUAGCUAUUCAAAUGUGUGUGGCAUUAUAGCAAUAUGAUAAUGCCAUUAAGGGAAAAUACAUUUUGCAUAAUCUCUUUCGCUGCAGAAUUUUUUUAUAGACAAAAUGUACAUUUUUUUUCAAAGAGCAAAAAAGAGUCACAGGUUGGGUUUAUGAAAAAAUAUUUAAAAUAUUAUUUUUUUGUUUCAAUAAGACUAAACUUGGUAUUAAAUAAAAGAUAAUUGAAUAGGCUAUAUUUUUGUAAACUUAUUUCUUCAGUUUAAAUAAAAUAAAUAACAGAAAAGAACCAUAAAAUGUGAAAACAUAUGCUAAACCAUUUUUUCCCCAAAACCUAUGAUGUACGCAUACCUCAUCUUUACUUCUAUAACUCAAAUCCUCUAAAACUACUACUAUCGGAAUCAUGCGAUGGAUCUAAAUAUAAAUCAUCUUCACUAUCAAAAGAAGUGGUAUUAAAAAAAACUCCAAAGCUUUUUGAGCUGUUAAUCUAGGAGCCUUACUCACCUACUAGGGGAGAGAGUAGCCAUAGCAAUAAUAAAAAAAAAAAGCGAAGAAAAUCAUUAAUAUAAUGCUUCAAAACAAACGAUGAAGUGCCACUCUUAUAUGUAAAAGUCUUAUUUAAAAAUAGCUCUUAAAAAGUUUAACAGAGAAAUAGCAAAGAAACAAAAAGGAUACUGAAACAAAGCAAAGCUCAUUGGUCUAUGCUUUUCAGAACGCAGCAAAAGAGUUAAUCAAGAAACACUUUAUUCAAAUGAUAUAUUAUUUCUGAUUAUACAGAUUGGUUGAGUGCCCAGUUGAACAAAAUCGGACAGUGGAAAAAUACAUGAUAAUUGAGGAAUGUUGCCAAGGCUAUGAACUAGAUCCAAUAAAUAAUAUAACUUGUAUAAAAAAACAUGGUAAGUAUCAAAGAAAAAGAUUUAAAUGAAACAUUAUCACCUUUACCUUAAUUUUUUGGCGAUGGAAAACUAAUAACUGAGAGUAAAAGUAAUGCUAUCUUAUUUUCAAAAAAAUUAUUUUAAAAUAAUCAUUUGACAUCACAAGCAUGUUUCUAAUUAAUGAAUAUUACUAUAACAUCUGGUCUGUUAUUAUACAAUUGUAAUAUGUGUGGUUAAAUGAAGAUGGUUGAACGGCAAUAAAGUUCAGCUACAUUUAAAGACACAAAUUAAGCCGCAGUUUUCAAAAUAAUGUUAAAAAUAUCAAUCAUGACUCGUACAAAUUUUUAACAAAUAAUUCAUUGCACUAAUUUAGUCUGUACAUUCUCUUUUUCUACUGGAAUCAGAUAACAUUUCAGCCGAGGUAACCACUGUUGAUUCAGUAAUAGAAUCGGGGUUAUCUUUCAGAGGGCAUGGUAAUGAAUUUGUAAAGCUUCCAUAGUAAAUCUAGAUUUAUUUUCAUUAGUUGAUCUUUAUAUUUAUUGCUUAAUUAACUGAAGAACUCCCAGUUACAACAGCUAUUAAAACUUAAGAUAUUUAAAAGUAAAUAUAUUUUAAUUUAUCUGAAAAAGUAACCAUUAAAUUUAGAAAAUUUGAAAAGUAAUGCUUUUUUUUUUUGUGUGUAGAAGUGCAGUUUAAAGCACAUAAUGCUUUAAACUUUUUUAUUUUUAAAUGGAUUUCCUGCACUAAUUUAGCCUACAUAUAUUCUGCAUUCCAACAACAUUUCAGAGGAGAUAACUACUGUUGAUUCAGUAAUAGAAUCAGGGUUGUUAUUCAAAGGGCAUGGUAAUUUAUUUUGUAAAGUGUUUGAUUUGUAGUAAAUCUCAAUCUAAUUUUUUUUUUACUUUCACUGAAGCAAACCUAAAAAAAAUAACAUUUCUAAAGAUAUUAAACUUAAGUUUGUAAGAAUAGAAAUAUAUAUUUCUUUUUUUUUUAUUAGUUAAAAGGAAAUUUUAUUUUGUUGAGAAUUUACAAGUGCCAACUUAUUUUUGUUUAAGUUACAGUAAUUAUGCACACACAAAAUUGAUUUGUUCCAUCUUAGUUUGCCUCAAUUUUUGAUGUUUCAAUCUUGUGCUGAUCACAUAAGCUCACAUCAUUUCAGAGAAUGUUUGAAUACAUUUUGUCAUGUCAAUUUCUAAGCUAAUUUUGUUUCAUGCCAUUAAAUAUAAUCUUUAUAUUUUCACCAAUGUAUAUAAGUAAAAGUAGAUAAAUACAUAAUUUAAGUAAGACAAAUUAAUUUAUUGGUUACAACAAAAUUGUAACUCAUCAAUUCCAACUUGGAUGUGCUCUCAAAAUAUAAUUUUGUUUAAGAUUAAUAAUUAUUUCAAGUUUCCUCCUAUUUUUUUUCAAUUCUGUGUUGUCUGCUUGGAUGAAAAAACAUUUUUUUUUAAUUUUUAUAGCUUUGAUUACCAUAUAUCACUUUUUUUUUUUUUUUUUUUUUUUUUAUUUUAUUACAUUUAUUUUCCCAUGUUUUUUUUUUUUUAAAUUUUCCCCUUUUUUAUUUCAUAUAUCACUUUUUUUUUUUUUUUUUAGUUUACUAGUGUAUCACAUUUAAUGUGCCAAGGCUUAUAUUUUUCAAACUUGCGCCUUUUUUAAUUGGCUUUUGCAUGAGGUUACUAAGUAUUUGUUGUCUCCUGAUCUGGCCACCACUCACAAAAUUCAAUAUGUUUAGAUAAUUACUUGUACACACACAUUUUCAAGCAAUUUAGUAGUAGAAAAAUCAUUAAUCAUGAAAUUUAUCAAAGCUUUUUUUUGUGUGUGAUUAUAUUUCUUUGUUAAAUAUUGUUGUUGUUUUAUUUUUUUAUCCCCCCAGUUGUUCUUGUGUUUUGGUUAGAAGAAACCAUAGUGAUUCUUUAGAUAGCUGUGGGAAUGGUUCAGUUAUCAUGUUAUUGUACUACUAUUAUUUUGUUUGUGUAUAACUAAUGUUGGCAUCUUGUAUAAUCUAUUUGUUACUUCAAUUAAUUAUUUCAGUCUGUGUCUUUCCUUGUGUUGUGAGGACUUAAUUUACAAGCGUGCAUUUUUUUAAAGUCAAUGAUUAAAGACAGCAAAACAUCAUAUGCUGAAGAGAAGACGUUUUAACUCUUAAAGCUUAUUUCCGGAAGGAAAACUUGCAUUUUGUCUUGAAAACAUUGUAUCUAUUAUUAUGCGUUAUUAUCUUAAAAUAUUUUACGUCCUGCAGCCAUUUGACGUGGUUUAAAUUAAUUUAUAACAGCAAUUUAUUUUAAAUAAAAAAAUGCAAACCCUUUUCCAUAACAACAGCAGAGAAAAUUGCAAUUGUUGUAAGACUAGGACUACCUCUCUUCAUACACAUUAAAGUCUUGUUUAUUGGGUUUUUUUUUAUGGUUAUGCCCCUAAAAAUACUAGGUUAAAUUGAAUCUAAAACUAAAAUAUUAUAAUGUAAUUGAUUCCCAAUUUGAUUAUAUCUUGGAGAAAAAAUGUCAGCCGCAGUUGAAUAACUUUAAAUAAAAAAUGAAAUUAACUGUUUUGGCUUCCUACAGACAGAGAUGGUUUUUAAUUUUUUUUAAAAACAAAGUGCGCAAUAUAUACAAGCACCCCUUGUAUAUAGCAUGAAACUGGAAGUUUGCAGAUGUGGUUUAAAAAAUGUGCUGGUUUAAUUUUAUUUUUUUAAACUUACAUGAAAACUAACAUAAUAUAAACCAUUGUCAAACGAGAUCUUGCCGUCUCAUGGACAUUGUUUAUUUCAGUGCAUUUCAAAGUUUAUAUCAUUGUCCAACGAGAUCUUGCCGUCUCAUGGACAUUGUUUAUUUCAGUGCAUUUCAAAGUUUAUAUCAUUCACACAAUAAUUAAAUAAAAUAAUAAUAAUUGCUAAAUAAAUAUUGGUAUCAUUCUUAUUUCCUAAAAUGGGGAGCACAUCUUUUUAGCACCGCUCUUUGGACAAGAGCAUUACCUAUACGUGAAAACUGCUUGCUAAUUGAUUGUUUAAAAAAAUACACAGUGAACUAAAAAUGUUAGGAAUGGUCCUCAUUUGUUUUCCAGCUGAAGGGGUUCACUAUUAUGAUGCCGCCAGUGAUAGUACCCUGCUGGAGCUGUCUCACGGAGCCUAUGCCGGGAUUAUCUGCACUGCAAUAUUUGUUCUGUGUGUCUCAGUUCUCAUUAUUAUACACAUUCUUAAAAGGUAAACUUUUUAUGAAUUCUUUUUAAAGUGUUUUUAAAGGCUAUGUAAGUUGGGCGAAGUUAAAGUGGUGCCCUUUUGACAUCCUAGAAGAAAUCAAAACAGUAUACCAAGCUGUAUUGUAUUGUAUUAUUAUAUUGUAUUGUACAGUAUUUAUAUUUUUUUAAAAAAAGAAGCCUGAGGAGCUUAUGUUGGAGCAGAUAACAGUCAAAUUUAUAUAUGAAGAGCAUGUAAUUUUUCUUGGACUUUGUCUUGGAACGCACUUAAUCCAACUAAUAUCAAUCUUUUUAUCUUGAUGAUAAAAUUUAAUUCAUUUUGAUAUGAUACUUUUUAAAAAAGUUUUAAAAAAUACAUUUAUAUUUCUUUAUAUUACUGAGCAAGUAGUUUCCAAAUGGAGUUAUGUACCUUUGCUCUGGCAGAUGCAAGACUUCCAGCAAAAAUAGGUUAGGCCAGAUGGAUUGAUAUGAAAGAGAUGUAUUUUUUAGUAUUGUUUUUCAUAUUAUCUCCAGGAAUCGUAAUACAAAGUUAAAGCAGGAUGUCGUGAAAGUGGAGAUGGAUGUAACAGAGAAAAUGAUACCAGCACAGACAUAAAAUAAAACAAAGUUUCCUAAGUCUGGGGAAAAUUAUGUGGUUUUUUUUAACAAUACCAACUUUACUGCAACAAAUGGGUGGAUCUAAACAAUCACUAACUUUGGAAUUCUUGACAAAAAGGUCAGAAUUGUGAAUUUUGAUAGCUGUGUUCAAAUGACUUUGGAGGGCUUGAAAUAUUUGUUAUAAAAGAGGUAUAGUCCAAGAAAUUUGAAAGUGGCAAAUAAAAAUAUUCAAAAUUUAAUGUUAAACAACUCCAAGCCUAAUCAUGUCCUUCCGGAGACUGUAAUGACAAUUUUAUGAAAGCUGUGCUUUGGUGUCAAGUAAUUAAAAAGUGACUGUUUCUUGAGACAAAAAAAAUAUAAAUCUCUUAAGAUAAGAUUAGGCUGCAUAGAUUGAAUGCGUAUUAAUAAACAUAUAUUCAUAAAUUUCAAAACAGUUUCUUUCCAAAGUCUCAUCUUUGAUGUGGUCCUUACUUGCUAAAAAGAUGGGUAACAAUUGAUACAGUGUUUGUUUUUUUCUUCAGGGUAUUCUUUUAAGGAUAAAUCGAUAGUUUGUCCUUUAAAAUAAUGUCUGCAUGGAAAUACAAUUUAAAAAUUUACGUAUUAAUGUAUAAGUAUUUUGGUGUUAUUUCAUUGUGAUUGUGUUUAAAAAUCAGUUAUGGAUUGACGCAUUACAUAAAAACAACAAAACAGUAAAAUAAUUCCAUUGUAUUUUGCUUUUCUUUGCUCUUGUUAAUGGGUAUAAGUAUUCUUAUAAGUAGUUGUGUUUCUUCAGAGCUCUGUCAAAAUUUUGAGCCUGAUGCAUAUUUUAGCAAAUUUUAGUUUUAAACAAGCAGUUUAUUUUGCUGUAGUAUUUAGCAUUUUGAUACAGUAGAUGAUGGCAUGAAGGAUAUGUCUGGGAAAGCUUGACUUAUAUUCAAAAGAAUCUAUGUCAAAAAAAAAAUUUCAAAUGAACUUUUAAUAUAAAGGCUAAAAAUCCAGGGAAUUUUGAGUUAUGGAACUUAUUGAUGAUUUCAAUAGAUGAUAAAUUAAUCAUUGAUUAGGCUCAAACAAAUAAUUUAUUUCUUAACGUAUUUUGACACAUUCUGUAUAAAUGAAAUAUUUAUUGCACAAACUUUAUUAAAAUGAAGCCAAGAAAGCUAUUAAAUAAUUGAUUUACUUGUAAGAUUUAUUGUCACUGAGCACUUGUUAGGGUUGAAAACAACUGUUUGGAUAUGAAUUGAAUGAAGAAGAAAUGCUGAAUGCAAAAUUGUUUGAGUUAAAAAUAACUUGUGUGUUUUACCUAGUUGGUUUUUACUACAUUGAAAGGAACAAAAAGCUUCAUCAACAAACUCUUGGUGGCUAAUAAGCACUUACUUGUAUCCAAGUAUACUUGACAAUACUCAUAUCUAAUUUUAAAAUUACCCACCUGAACAGUAUUGAUAUUUGUGCUUAGCUAGAUAAGAGUGUAUACAAAUUAUAUGAAUUAUUGUCAUAUUGAUAACAUGUUGAAUUUAUUACUAUUUACAUUUUCUUGUGCAUUCUAUUAUUAUUAAUGAUUGUAAACAUGAAAAAUUCUUUGUUUAUUCAGAAUAAUUCAGGACACCUUCCAAAAAGUGUUGCGUAUUUUGGGGGUUAAAUUUUAUCAAGUAGAUUAAGUAGUCAAGACUAUUUAGUAGACACACUCUUGCCUGUAAUUGGCCAGUACGUAAGAACACAGAAAUUGUUUUUGGUUGCAUCAUAUUAUUAAGAAGCAAAUAUUCUUUAAAAACCCUUAAAUAAAUCUGUGCAAUACUGGUACCUCUAUACCACUGGUAACCUUAAAGUGUAACAGUUGUGGUAAUUUUUUUUACUUUCAUUAUUUGAGUCUACAUCUUGUAAAAAAAAAUUUAAAAAUUUGGUUUAUUUUAGUUCCACUGCUUAUUAUCUUUUUAGCCCAUCUAAUAUGUUCACAUAUAUUAAUAUUACAUUUAACCAAUCAUGAUUAAGCCAUUUUUUAGUCUCAAAUUCAAAGUAGACUUGAGCGGGUAAAUCCUUGCAUGGUUCCCUUCUCUAUCUUUUAAUGUUCUCAGCUCUAUGUAAAUACAUAUGCACUGAUAACAUGAUGUUGGCUUUUGGUAUAGAUAAGCUUUUGUAUUCGGUUAAAGUUGUAUGUUUUAUUACAUUUUCUUUUUAAAAAUAAACUGUAUUGUUUUACUAGUUUUAGAAAUACAAAGAUGUGCAUUGAUGAUUCCUAUGAACUUAACCUUUUAAGUGCAUUACCAAAUAUGUUAAAGAUACACCAAAAAAAGGCAUCUCCAUACAGACUUUUGUUAUGAACUCUGUUUAUCAUAAUUGUAAAUGUAAUAUUUGGAAGCCAUUCUUGAACAUGUCGCAAUCCAUGAGGUCACCUUUUGUUGUGAGUUUCAUGUACUUGCAUUUGGCAGCCCUUGUUUCUUGUUUGAGAAAAUUAAUAGGGGCCUUACAAGUAAGAUGGUCCAGCAAAUGAAUUGUUUCAUCCCAUUAAUUGACAGAAUGCAGCUUUUUUUUUUAUUGAAACACUUUCUCUAAUUUAAAACAAAUGUUUAAAUGUCAUUUUCAUCUGUAAACUAUCAAUUCAAGGCCUCUUUGAGUACCUAGAUCAGGCUAGUUAGUUAUAUUCUUUAUAAAGGCAUUAUUUUUGCUAUUUGAUGGUGGCUUUGUUUUUUGUUCCCCUCCUUCUGCCCUUUUUAAACAAAUUUAAUAAGUUGUUUCAUGAACAUCAGGCUUGUAUUUAGAAAUAUAUCUAGGAAUAUUUGGUCAUAGAGUUUUCAAUCCUAAUUUGCUACUCACCAUCUUAGUAAGCCAAAGUAGUGGCUGAUGAUUAUGUUGAGCGACAAUGGGUGGAUAGCAUUAUAAGUAUUUGAUUUUUUUUUGUUGUAUUUUCAAUAAACCAACUGUAAUUAUCUAAAAAAUUCUCAAAAUCCAAAUAUAAAUGUAAAAAAAAAUCAAAAUACAUUAUUCUCUAUGUAACAAUGUCACUAACAUUACUAGAUGGCGCUGAUUUCACUAAAUGAAACUCCCGAUAACUGCGCUAAAUGAGAUUAUUAAAAGUACAGAAAGUGCGUUAGUUGCGUAAUAAUUUCCUUUUGUUUUAAGAAAAUGGUGUGAUAAAUGGUGGCGUUUGGGGAGGGAUCAGGGUUAGCACUAUUUGGGAUUCCUAUAAAAUGCUUUACUCGAAUGUAUGUUUUGUCAAGUAACUUUAAUAGAUGAGAAGUUCACACAUUGCGGUCACCAUUGUUUGGUAGGCCAUAAGCUAGUUUAUUUAAAAAAUGAGAUCGCUUGUUUAAAAUGAAUAUUUUUUGUAUUAAUACCAACAACAUGAAAUACGGUGAAGCCUGGUGUCAUCUAUGAAUAGGCCAUUAAAUUAUAAAAUAUUCUCACAAUUUUAUAAACAUCAUAUUACAAGUAUUCCUGUUGAUUUCAGUGAAGCCAUUGCUGUGACCUGACUUUUCACUUUUAUUAUGAUUCUCAGCACUUCAACUCAUUUAAAACUUACACUUUUACUGCCAUGACAAUACUGAUUUGUAAAAGAAAUAAUAGAAGAAAUUCAAAAUACAAUAAACAAUACAAAAGAAAUAAAGUACAGUUAUUUUUUUUUAUAAAAAAAGAAAAAUGUUCAAUCCCAUGCCUGCAAUCCUGUUUGUGCUCUGUUCCUUUAACCAUUAAAUAACAAAAACAUGUCUGUUCUACUAUUCUUUGGAAUUUAACCCUACAAAAGAGGUAUUUUUGAGUAACAUGUUUUGUUGUCAUUGACAGAAGAUAUUCAUUUUCAUCGAUGAACCACAAGAUGCUAAACCUAGUUUUAGACUGAAUGGAUCAAACAUUGCAUAGAUCACAUGUGUCAAACUCAAGGCCUGCGGGCCACAUCCCGCCCGCCGUACAUUUAUAUCAGGCCCGAGAGGUCUUGACCGGCGUACAAUUAUAUCCAAGUCGACGCUAUGGUGUUUCCCAAUGCACACUUUGCUAAAUAACUUAGCUUACUUCGCACCGAGUUCUCACGGCGCUUUAGUGACUUUGCAGCAAAGAAAAGUAAUUUCAAGUGCAGUCCAUCAUGAGAAUUUCAAUGACAUAGAACCUUACUCCAAACAUAAAUGAACUUGUAGUCAAGAACAUGUGCCAAACAUCCAGCUCUGACAAAUUGACAUAAAAGCGAAAAUGGGUAUGACAAUUAUUUAUUAUUAAAAAAAUUUUCUAUUUUCAUUGAUAUUAAUGUUUGAAAAAGGUUUAAUUUUCCACUUAUUGAAUGUUUAUCCUGUUCGGCCCGCAACCUUACGUGUGAUUUGAGUUUUUGCCCGCCCAGCGAUUGAGUUUGACACCCCUGGUAUAGAUGGUCCAUUAUUUUGAGAUUGGGAACAAACGUACUAUUACUAUUUGUACAGUUGUUCCAUUGAUUUAAGAUGGAAUCAGUCAUCAGCUGAAAGAGAUUUUUUUUUUUUUUAAUUAAUGGUACUUAUAUAUAUAUAUAUAUAAAAGAAUGUACCAUGUGAUACAUAGAAGUACUUGUAUCAAAUAAACUUCACUUUUCUAAUUUGUUUUGCAUGUUAUAAAAUGUACACUACAUCAUCUUAUAAUUUGAAUUUAAUGAUUUGGAAAUGUUUAAUUCACUUAAAUUCAUAUAAGGCAUCCCUAAUCUUCUCUCCCAUUGUUUUGAAGAAAAAUAACUAAGACAGUCAAAAUAACAUUUUCAAUCAUAUUCAUAUUCUCUAUUUACAAAUUCCAGAUGAUACAAUUUUUACAACAUAAAGUAUAAUUUAUGUGUUAACCAUGACAUGUAAUGUUGUACACUCAUGAUAAAUUAUUUGUAACUUGUGCAGUUUUUUUGUCAUCAUAUUUUAUUUCAUUUUAAUGUAAAAGAAAUAUUUUCUUGUUAUUUCUAUGAUUAAUAUACAAAUUCAAAGUUAAGGCACUUUCUUUCAAACUUUGGCAUCCAGCCAUGGCUGCUGAAACAUUAAAACUGUACUUUGUACUGGGUUUGUCAAAACUUCAACUUGCAUCCAUGCUGAAUAUUGAAGAAAGUUUACUGUAUGGCCUGGCAAUCAUUAAAUUAUGUCUCUUUUCCUUGCAAUGGAAAUUCAGAAUUGUCAAAAUGUACAAUUAUAUAAACUCCAAAAUCUGUUGAUGUACAUAUCAUUUCAAAUUAAAAGCUUGCACCUGAAUAAAAUUUGAUAAUUUUGUUGUCAUUUUAAAGACUUUUAAUCACAUUUAUUAUAGAGAUAUCAAAUCUAUCUUUAUUUGAGUUGAACUAUUCAGGCAGUUAAUUUUGUUACACUACCCCUCACCCAAUAUACACACUGUUUCAAUGAAAUACCAACAAAUACUUUUUUAUUUUAAUUGUAUCAUAAGUAACACUUAAUAAAAGUGAAGUAAACAAUCACAUGGCAAUAUAAAUAAAAAUAUAAAGCAAACAAAUCUAGUAAUUUGUAAUGAUACUGAAG